CGCUGUCGAGACUCCGAAAUCGACGCCGAGUCGACAGACCACGAAACCGAAACCGAAAAGACUCGUGCGACAAUGAGAGCCGUCAUUGCUUGUGAUCGAUGCAGGAGGUCCAAAGUAAAAUGCAAGCAUCAUGGCCAACCCCCUUGCAUGGGAUGUGUGAAAAGUCGGAAUACCGAGAGUUGCGCCCUCAGCGGGCCUGCUCUUCCUCCCAAGCACUCCCCUAGCCCGAGGUUACGGACGCUAAAGCGGAAGAAUUCACAACAAGCCGAUGAUACAGAGGCUUCUAAAAUCUCACGGCCGAAGACGGUAGAACAUGACAUUUGUCAGGUCUUUAACCAAAUCCCGCGGGACCGGCUCAUCCGGGCUUCCGCUGUGUUUCAGUCCCAAUUUCCCGAAGUUGGGUUUCUGCAUCCCAGCGACCUUGACUAUGAGGAUGCAGAUAUAAGUGCGGUGCAAAUGCUUCGGCUGUUGGCUCUACUGGCAGUUUCAAAUCGCUAUCUUGACGACUGUUCGAUCGAUGCAAGCUCUAACCAUGCACUGCUGGUGACGACCGAGCUUCAUAAACGCCUUCUCAGCUCUCCGAGCCUCUACCUAGUCCAGGCAUUUCUGAUUUUGUCCCUGUGCAACUGGGGCGAUGGCGAUGGCUUCAACGCCUGGAUGCAUGCUGGGAUUGCCUCCAGGAUGGCUCAGGGGAUUCUCGGGACCAAAAUAUCCGAUAUUAGCAGAGCGUCCAUGUCGGAGUUGGAAAAGAGAACGUUGUGGUCGUGCUUUGCGGUGGACAAGCUUCUGAGUUGCGGGAAACGACGGCAAAGCAUGUUUGACCUCGAGAGUAUGAACCGCCUUUUCCCAUCGAAUGAUGCUGAUUUUGCAUUUGGAGAACGGAACGCGCCGCAGGGACUUGUGCUAGCUCAAGUAUCAUCACCGCACUCGUCACCGCACUCGACAGGCCUUGGGCCAAGCGACUCCUUCCUGCUCGUCAUCAAGGGCCUACAUAUCUGGUCCAAGAUACACUCUUGGACUGCAGAGGGUGGAAGAAGGCAACCGGGGAUGGCCGAGGCAGAACAAUGCCCCUGGGUGGAAACCUCCCAAUGGAGCUGCAUGAUGCGAGAGCUUCUCGAAUGGAGAAAUUCCCAGAAUGUCAGGUUGAAAUACCCAGAGACAAAAGUAUCGUCACAUGCCCACAUGAAGCAAGCUGAGAAAUUUGGAUAUCUCAACUUGAUUUACUACGUCAGUAUGCUCUUUCUUCGCCGCGAGUACAUCCCAUUUCUCCCCGUUGGAGAAACGAAGCCUCGGGGCCCCAUCGAAGCACCAUUGUUAAAAGCGACCGGCUCGGAUUUAUUCUGGGAAAACAAUCUAAAGGAACUUUCCUAUGCGUCCGCUCAAAUAUCACAUAUCCUUCGAGAUCUCAGACGGGCUAACUCAUCCCUUCAUACACCAUUCGCUGGUGUAUGUGCCUUCUCGUCGGCACUGAGGGCGCUCUAUGCAGCCUCCUUCCCGGCUUACUUCGGUUAUGAUGAGGACCAGACGAAGGAAGUAGAGAUCCAGGCCGAGGAAAGCAUGAAAGAUCUUCGUGAGACUGGUCGCUUGUGGAAGAUUGCCGAUGACUGGAUUGACGUGCUCGACACAGCCAAGAGCCUUUUUUGCCGCGUUACCUCGGAGACACACGGGUGGAAGGUGAGGCGAUCGCGAUAUGACUACCCGGAUCUCGAGGAGUCUAUUUAUCUGCUCCCGCUCAAGGGAAUGCCGCGACCUGCCGCCUCUUCUCAACCAGCCUCGAGUUCCCUGACUUGUGUUGAUGAAACAAUGUCGGCAACAGGACAGGGACCAAUUGAGGAAGAGAUAGAAAUCAAUCGUUCUGCGGCUCCCAAGGUAUUCUCCGAGGACAUGUCGAGUUUUAGUAAUGGGAUAAUGGACGAGGAUGAGUGGAGGCUGUGGUCAUUUUGGGAUGACCCGCAUCUGCUACCCACAAUCGUCGAUCCUAACCUAGAGCUCGAGGAGAGGGGCGAAGGCAUACUCGGUCCUACCGCCUAAAUUAUUAUUGCAUCUAGAAAGGGUUUUUUGAGACUUUCUCGUGUGGUACUCCAUCAAAUUAACACUGCAAUUGUGACAAAGCAUUUUGUGCGUACUCGAGAUUCAGUCUAACAGAUCUUGAACACGGCGGUUUCCAGGUCACUCAGUGCGAGUAGUACUAGGGACUAAACAGCCGCAAAUACUCGCUACAGAUUUAUGUGAUAAUCCAAC
Ilyonectria robusta is the source of this 2241-nucleotide messenger RNA. RefSeq lists its product as uncharacterized. Gene Ontology annotation, molecular function: DNA-binding transcription factor activity, RNA polymerase II-specific; DNA binding; zinc ion binding. Gene Ontology annotation, biological process: regulation of DNA-templated transcription; DNA-templated transcription. Gene Ontology annotation, cellular component: nucleus. Lineage: Eukaryota; Fungi; Ascomycota; Sordariomycetes; Hypocreales; Nectriaceae. The transcript has 4 exons. Bases 73 to 2031 code for a protein of 652 amino acids. The record is from RefSeq and is a predicted model, not a curated record.